This is a messenger RNA of Candidozyma pseudohaemuli, 2154 nucleotides long. RefSeq lists its product as uncharacterized. The coding region runs from base 1 to 2154 and encodes 717 amino acids. The record is from RefSeq and is a predicted model, not a curated record. NCBI's taxonomy places the organism in Eukaryota, Fungi, Ascomycota, Pichiomycetes, Serinales, Metschnikowiaceae. The transcript has a single exon.
AUGCUUAUCCGCUUUAUCCGAAAAGAGACCCAGUUUCUCUCCGACAGCAUGAACAUAGACGAAUCGGUGGAUCCCACUCCAGAGGUUGUUCCUAACAAGAUGGAUCCAGCUCUCCAGGCUAGCCUAUCGUCCGAGCCCGAUCUGUACCAGCAAUUUGUGAAGCUUCUCCGACUGCCCAAGUUUGCCGCUCAUCCGGACGUGCUUCUUCAGUUACACCUGGUUUUGCCCCAUGUGGAGGAAACCGAGAAGCAGCUACUACUCAAAAGACUCAUUUUCUACGGCCAAUGGCAUCUGUUCUGGCAGGUCUCCAUCACAGACGCCACGUCCUUGAGUGACAUUGAAGAUAUCGUCGAUCUUCUACAUUCCGAACUACGCAUUUGCAAUAACGUCUACCUAGGCGUAUGGCAAGCACUCAGAGCAGCCAGACACGAAUCGUCAACUUCCGGCCUUUUGACCUCCAUUGUGGAGACUGUCGAAUACAAGUUCUCCCUUAAUAAGGCUCAGGUCUCGGCAGUCAUGAGCUUUGUGGAUGAACUCGACAAUGUGGAGAACAGCGACGAACUAGCAUUUUUCGAGGAGAACCACCUCGACACCAUCUCCAAAGAUCCCAUCAGCAAAGCCUUUUUCUUGCAGGCACAGCUCAAUCUCAUGGACCAAAAGCCGGCCAUGAAGGCUAUUCGAAGUGAACCUAGCAUACUCGAGGUACCAGGAUGGUUUUCCUUUCUCACCAGCUCAAUGGCAGACACAAUACCCUACCUACCACCGGGUGAGGUACCUGAAACUUCUGAAGACUCCUCCCGAUCUGCCCUCAUGACCCAUUUUUUGCAUUUCCGUCUGGCACACAUCAACGAGAGUGACUUUUUCUCUCUCCUACAAUCUGCAUCUGCUCAAGACGCCCACCGCAUAUUCCUAAUCGCAUACAGAAACAACCAACGUGGUCUUCUACAGAGCCAACGACUCUUUGACUUUGUGGUGAAAUUGGCAUUACUUAGUCGCAAAGAAGACGUAAUGUUGGAGGCCAUAAAGAAGUUCUAUAAACAAAUGUCAGGUUCCACUUUAACCUUCGCUCUUCCGUUCAUUAUUCAGAGGUCUCCAAAAGUCUUGCAAUCACUCGAGGAAAAACGGCCUGAACUUUUCCAAAAAGCAUGUCUAGCAUAUAUCGAAGACGCCCCUCCGCAUGAAAUUGUUACAAUUAUCGAGAAUUGCAACAAUAAUCGUCAUAUUGUACGAACAGCUCUCAGGCUGGUCGAUCCACAAAACGCUUCAAUCAUUUUGCAAGGCCUUGAAAAGACCAAACUCACCGCAUACAAUCUUACUGAACUUUUGAGAUUUGCCUUCCGUAACAACAUCACCGAUGAUCGAGCGUGUGCCAUCUUUGACAGAAUUCUAAAGAAAACAUGGAACACUUCAGCUUUAGAGAAGCGAGGACAAACUAUCAACUAUCAGUUUGAAGACGAUUUUAGGUUCUACUACGCCAUGGCCUCUAAAGAAGAACGCACAAGGAUGAUUCAUACCCUUCAGACGUUGGGACAAACAAUCUCGACCCUAGACACCGAACACAUGGCCGAUUUCACCAAUAAUCUUUACGACUACCAAUUUGCAUCAAAUAACUUCACAUUUAUACAAUCGAAAACGGGAAAGACAUACAUCUUGGACCGGAUAAUGAAGAAGGCGAUGCACUUCGUCUACAAAAGUCAUACCAAAAGCCAUCUGAAGGACGGUGUGAAGCAAAUUCGUGACAUCUUGAAGUUGUUGAAAUUUGAUUCACCCACGGGUCAGGCAUCCGUUUUUGAAUUCAUAGUCCAUGACGAGCCGUCAAUGGCUUUUGAAAUUUUGAAAAACUAUAAAUCCAGAAAGUCAGUGUUGAUAAACCCGAUAAUAGAAGGAAUGGCUCGUGGUUUGCUCCGUUCCAAAAGACUCAGUGUUCUUCAACGAUUGAAUGCCUUCGAAAAUUUUCGUCAUGCUGCAAAGGAAAUGGGCUACAGACAUGAGUGGAGUCAAAGGCUAUUGGUAACAUAUUACCAUUCCAUUUUCAGGCUCCCUCCCAAAGUUGUUGAUAUCGAUCAAAUGAGAAUUCACCUUAAAGAUGCUCAUGAACUGGGUAUUCCUCUUGCAGUGUUGAAGAAUUGGUCGAAGAGACUACGGAGUUGGUAA